Molecule: messenger RNA, 2745 nt
Organism: Impatiens glandulifera
Lineage: Eukaryota; Viridiplantae; Streptophyta; Magnoliopsida; Ericales; Balsaminaceae
Product: probable GTP diphosphokinase RSH3, chloroplastic
Exons: 6
Coding region: 231-2504 (757 amino acids)
Biological process (GO): guanosine tetraphosphate metabolic process
Cellular component (GO): chloroplast
Source: RefSeq, a predicted model, not a curated record
GGGCGGGAAUCAUUUUGUGGACUUAAAGCUUUCAGAUAUUAUCAGUUGCUUUUUGUGAUAUUGCUGCAACAUUCGCAUUCGCUCGCUCGCUCGCUUCUCUCUCGAUAAUCACUAUACAAAUACAUCUUACUUAGGGUUUGUUUGAUUUCAGUUCCUCUUAUCAAUCCGGGAAUUUCAGAUCUCGAUAAUUGCAGCAGGUCCAAUUUGUCGGAAAAGUUACCAGAUUUAUCAUGGGUAUUCCCACUAUAGCUCUCUAUGCUAGUCCUCCCAGCACCGUUUGCUCCACGCCACAUCCUUGCCAAAUCACUUCUCAUUCAUCCCACGAUUUCGACUUCACCGCAAGGUCCUCCUCCUCCUCCUCCUCCCCCUCGUCUUCGGCACCGCACGGUGGUGGUCUCUCAUCUUUAUUCUCCUCGCAGCCUGUCAAGUACGCCGCAUCCACUACCUAUCACACCGCCGGGGAAGAUGACAGAACCGACGAAUUUACCUGCUCCUUUCGCUAUUCAUCCUUGGGCUCGUCUCUUAAGAAAGAUCACAGCCCAGUAUCCGUCUUUCAGGCCCCCCUUUCUUCUUCCAGGAGUCCACCUACGAGGAUAGGCGGCCGGGAAAGGAAUACCGUUGAUGUGAAUCUUCACGCUUCUUUUCGGGCAGGGGCUAAUAAUAAUAAUAAUAAUAAUAAUAAUAAUAAUAAUAGUCUGUUUAAUGGCUUAGUUCCAAAUGCAUUAGGGUCUUGUGUUGAUUAUGACUCCCCAACAUUUCAAGCACAUGGGGAUCCAUUUGAAUCAGAUUCAACCUCUGUUUUGGUGGAUGAUUUUCCGUUGUUUAGCAUGGACGAUGCCUUUGCUGAGUCCAAAGACAUACAAAACUCUAAGGAUUUGCUUCUGGACGCACAAUCCAGGCACACCAUCUUCUAUGAUGAUUUUGUUGUUAAGGCUUUCUAUGAAGCUGAGAAAGCUCACAGGGGACAGGUGCGAGCAAGUGGGGAACCUUAUUUACAGCAUUGUUUGGAAACGGCUGUUUUACUUGCAAGUAUCGGUGCUACCUCAACCGUAGUUGCUGCAGGCCUGUUACAUGACACGCUUGAUGAUUCUUUCAUGAGUUAUGACCACAUUUUCAGCAAUUUUGGGGCUGGAGUUGCCGAACUUGUUGAAGGGGUAUCUAAGCUGAGCCAUCUGAGUAAACUUGCACGUGACAACAAUACAGCUUGUAAAACAGUUGAGGCAGAUAGGCUGCACACUAUGUUCCUUGCUAUGACAGAUGCUAGGGCUGUUCUAAUUAAGCUGGCUGAUAGAUUGCAUAAUAUGAAGACCCUCGAUGCAUUACCUUUAGAUAAACAAGAAAGGAUUUCGAAAGAAACAUUGGAAAUCUUUGCUCCAUUGGCUAAUCGUUUGGGAAUUUGUAGCUGGAAAGAGCAACUAGAAAACCUCUGUUUUCGACAUCUCUAUCCGGAGCAGUACAGGAACCUGUCGUCCAAACUUAUGAAGUCCUACGAUGAAGCAGCGAUUACUUGUGCAUCUGAGAAAUUGGAAGGCGCCCUGAAAGAUGAAGGCAUUUCUUACCAUGUCCUGUCGGGAAGGCACAAAAGUUUGUAUGGCAUCCAUGCAAAAAUGUUGAAAAAGAAGCUGACAGUGGAUGAAGUCCAUGAUAUUCACGGUCUAAGAUUGAUUGUUGAAAAGAAGGAAGACUGUUACAGGGCUCUGAAAGUUAUUCAUCAGUUAUGGAGCGAGGUACCUGGGAAGUUCAAGGACUAUAUAGAUCACCCUAAGUUCAAUGGGUAUCAGUCUCUGCACACGGUGGUUAGAGGAGAAGGCGGAAUGGUCCCACUAGAAGUUCAGAUAAGAACGAAAGAGAUGCAUGAACAAGCAGAAAUAGGAUUUGCAGCACACUGGAGAUACAAAGAAGAAGGUGAUGAGAAACAUGCCUCGUUUGUGCUGCAAAUGGUUGAAUGGGCGCGAUGGGUUAUUUCAUGGCAGUGCGAGGCGGCCACAACAACAACGUUAACAGCAGCAGCUGCAGAAAGUGCAUGCAAGUUCCCUUCUCAUGAGAAAGACUGUCGGCAUACUACUUAUAGACACGAUUGCUAUCCUGACGGGCCUAUCUAUGUCAUCAUAAUGGAAAACGACAAGAUGUCGGUUGAGGAGUUCCCAGCAGGUUGUCGGUUGUGGGAUAUGUUGGAGAGUAGCAGCGGAAGGGGUCAAGGAAGAUUCAGGUGGUGGUGGUCUCCAGAUGGUGGGGGGUUUCCAAGAAAGGAAGAGCUGAGGCCGAGGUUGAAUAGUAAACCCAUUAAUGAUCCAUCGUGCAAACUCAUGAUGGGUGAUGUGGUUGAGCUCACACCAGCUAUACCAGACAAGUCUUUAACCCAGUACAGGGAAGAGAUGCAGCGGAUGUAUGAUCAUCAUCAUAAUAGAAGAGCUCUUUCUUCUUCUUCUUCAUUGCUUCCUCCUAUUGCACUACCACCCACCACUACCACAACCAGUACCGUCGUCAUGGGUUGGAGAACUUGAUUAGUAAUUGUUUCUCCUCCUCCAAUUGAAGAUUCAAGUCUGACCUUUCUCACUUUUCCCUCCUUUAUAUAUAUAUUACAGCUAUUGUAUGAAUAUUAGCAUAACAUGAAAAAAUAUGAUUUUUUUGUGUGUAUAUAGUAAUGGCCAUACAUGCCUUGUACAGUGGCCUGACAUGGUUUGAACAUUAAUAUAAAUUAGGUUUGUAUUACAUUGAAACCACCUUAUUAUUGUUUUAUUUGCA